Molecule: messenger RNA, 1104 nt
Organism: Pyricularia oryzae 70-15
Lineage: Eukaryota; Fungi; Ascomycota; Sordariomycetes; Magnaporthales; Pyriculariaceae
Exons: 1
Coding region: 1-1104 (367 amino acids)
Source: RefSeq, a predicted model, not a curated record
AUGCCAUUUACAUAUAGCGUUGCCGCCUCAUACAUUGGCAAGGACCGCCCUUACGACCCGGCGACACACGUGUUUCACUUCAACCCACACCACCGAAUACAACCUAACAACAACAAGCGUUUGCGCCCCGAGAGUGGACAGGAUGCCUUCUUUGUAUCCCGCGUCGGCGAUACCGGAGGCGUCGCGCUAGGCGUGGCGGAUGGAGUCGGCGGCUGGAUGGACUCAGGCGUCGACCCGGCAGACUUCUCGCAUGGCCUUUGCGGCAACAUGGCGAGCGUGGCGUAUGCGCAUCGACCGUCCGCGCCGCCUGCCGGAGCCCAAGAUCAGCAAUUGCCGUCCGCACCGGCUGCAUCUCCUCCGCUGACGGCCCGCCGCCUUCUUCAGCUUGGCUACGACGCCGUGUGUGCGGACCGAUCCAUCCCGGCCGGCGGUUCCACGGCUGUGGUGGCCCUCCUCCAGCCCGAGGGCACUCUUGAGGUGGCCAACUUGGGCGACUCCGGGUUCGUGCAGCUGCGCGCCAAUGCCGUCCACGCCGCCUCGACGCCCCAGAUCCACGCGUUCAACACGCCCUUCCAGCUCUCCGUAAUCCCGCCGGGCAUCAUGGCGCGCAUGGCCAUGUUUGGCGGUGCCCAGCUCAGCGACAUGCCUCGCGACGCAGAGGUGACCCGUCACGGCCUGCGUCACGGCGACGUGCUCGUGUUUGCGUCAGACGGCGUCUGGGAUAACCUCUUCAACCAGGAUAUCCUCCGGGUCGUCUGCUCCAGCAUGGCGGCCGUUGGCGCCUGGGAGGCCACCGACAGUGGAACCAAAGUGGCAGCAGACUUGACCCCCUUCACGCGGCCAGACGUAGUUGCUGCGGACCAAGGGGCCAAGGCCAAGCCGGUUGUCACGCUGCAGAGCCUCAUCGCCACCGAGAUCACCGCUGCUGCCAAGGCUGCAAGCGUGAACAGGAAGCUUGACGGGCCGUUUGCCAAGGAAGUCAAGAAAUAUUUCCCACGUGACAAUUGGAGGGGAGGCAAGGUGGACGAUAUCUGCGUUGUCGUUGCUAUUGUCUCUGAGGGAUCGGCGGCGGCGUCGGAGCCCAAGCUGAAGAGCCGGCUUUAA